AUGACCAUGGCCCAGGCUGGAGCCGUAGCUGCAGCUGCGACGGGACUCCUCAUCUUCUUCCUGUACUCCUCCAUCCACAAGGUUGAGGAGGGGCACCUGGCUGUGUAUUACAGGGGUGGCGCGUUGUUAACUAGUCCAAGUGGACCAGGCUACCACAUCAUGCUCCCGUUCAUUACCACGUUCAAAUCUGUGCAGACCACGUUGCAGACGGAUGAAGUGAAAAAUGUGCCUUGUGGGACAAGUGGCGGUGUUAUGAUCUACAUUGACCGAAUAGAAGUUGUGAAUAAAUUGGCACCAUAUGCAGUGUAUGAUAUUGUGAGAAACUACACUGCAGACUAUGAUAAGACCUUGAUCUUCAAUAAGAUUCAUCAUGAGUUGAAUCAGUUCUGCAGUGCCCAUACUCUGCAGGAAGUGUACAUUGAGCUGUUCG
Leptosomus discolor (cuckoo roller) is the source of this 430-nucleotide messenger RNA. The record is from RefSeq and is a predicted model, not a curated record. NCBI's taxonomy places the organism in Eukaryota, Metazoa, Chordata, Aves, Leptosomiformes, Leptosomidae.